Molecule: messenger RNA, 644 nt
Organism: Drosophila simulans
Lineage: Eukaryota; Metazoa; Arthropoda; Insecta; Diptera; Drosophilidae
Gene: RpS30
Exons: 3
Coding region: 167-565 (132 amino acids)
Biological process (GO): translation
Cellular component (GO): ribosome; cytosolic small ribosomal subunit
Molecular function (GO): structural constituent of ribosome
Source: RefSeq, a predicted model, not a curated record
UGACCAGCCCUGCCACCCGUUCCACAAUAUUAUUGCCAGACAUUCUAGUAAAACGCACUAACGCCUGAAGCGAUAGUUCGACAACAAAAAUCGAUAGGCCCAUCGAUACUUCUGCGCCAUCUUUCUUUUUCGGGAUCCGCACGCCAAGUCAAAAGAGCGAAUCAACAUGCAGCUGUUCGUCCGUGGACUAGAGACCAUCGAGGCCCUGGAGGUUUCCCAGGAGGCCACCAUUGCCGGAGUCAAGAACCAACUGGCCCAGAUCCAUGGAUUCAACGCCGAGGAAUUCAGCCUCGAUUGCGAGGGCAUCACUCUGGCCAACGAGACUCCCGUGACCGCCCUGAGCUCCUUUGAGCUGGACCUCAACAUUCCCAUGCUGGGAGGUAAGGUGCACGGUUCUCUGGCCCGUGCCGGCAAGGUCAAGGGACAGACGCCAAAGGUGGAGAAGCAGGAGAAGAAGAAGAAGAAGACCGGCCGCGCCAAGCGCAGGAUCCAGUACAACCGCCGGUUCGUCAACUUUGUGCAGGGCUUCGGCCGUCGUCGCGGCCCCAACGCCAACUCCACAUAGAGGGAUUUUGGAUGAACAAGUGUCUACCUUUUACUCCAGAUUGAUAUGAUUGUUCAUAAAGUAAUUUCAAACCUUUAAA